Messenger RNA from Hirsutella rhossiliensis, 1602 nucleotides. RefSeq names its product chorismate binding enzyme domain-containing protein. Bases 1 to 1602 code for a protein of 533 amino acids. Lineage: Eukaryota; Fungi; Ascomycota; Sordariomycetes; Hypocreales; Ophiocordycipitaceae. The record is from RefSeq and is a predicted model, not a curated record. The transcript has 3 exons. Gene Ontology annotation, biological process: L-tryptophan biosynthetic process. Gene Ontology annotation, molecular function: anthranilate synthase activity.
AUGGCGGGCGCACAGCGAGGCAUCGUGCCGUCGCUGGACACGGUGCGGUCCAUCGUCGACAAGCCACGCGACAAGGGCCCGAGGCCGACGCUUGUGCCCGUGUACCGGCAGAUAUCGUCGGACCUCAUCACGCCGUCGGCCGCCUACCUCAAGGUCUCGGCGCACUCGUCGUCCGACUACUCAUUCCUCUUCGAGUCGGCCGCCACCGAGCAGGUCGGGCGAUGGAGCUUCGUCGGCGCCGGCCCGCGCAAGAUGCUCGCCACGGGACCCGGCCACGGCCCGGAGACGGACCCGUUGCCGGCCCUCGAGCGCGAGCUGGCCCGCCACGUCGUCGCCCACGUCCCCGGCCUUCAGCUACCGCCCCUGACCGGCGGCGCCAUCGGGUAUGUGGGCUACGAUUGCGUCCGCUACUUUGAGCCCAAGACGGCCCGUCCCAUGUGCGACGUCCUCGGCAUCCCCGAGUCGCUCUUCAUGCUCUUCGACACCAUUGUCGCCUUUGACCGCUUCUACGGCGUCAUAAAGGUCAUAAGCUACGUGGCGGUGCCCUCGCCCGAGGAUGGCGGCGGCGAUGAAGCUAGUGCAAGAAGCCUCGAGGCCGCAUACGACAAGGCGCGCGCCACCAUCGACGAGCUCGUCGACGUGCUCGAGUCGCCUGAUAUGGAGACGCCCAAGCAGGAGCCCGUGGUGCUGGGCCACGAAGCAAAGUCCAACAUCGGCCGCGAGGGCUACGAGGCGCACGUCACGCGCCUCAAGGAGCACAUAGUCCGCGGCGACAUCUUCCAGGCGGUGCCGUCGCAGCGCUUCGCCCGCCCGACCAACCUGCACCCCUUCAACAUCUACCGCCACCUCCGCACCGUCAACCCGUCGCCCUACCUCUUCUACGUCGACUGCAAGGACUUUCAGAUCGUCGGCGCCUCGCCCGAGCUGCUCGUCAAGAGCGAGGCCGGGCGCAUCAUCACGCAUCCCAUCGCCGGCACCGUCAAGCGCGGCAAAACGCCCGAAGAGGACCAGCGCCUCGCCGACGAGCUGAGCAGCUCGCUCAAGGACCGCGCCGAGCACGUCAUGCUCGUCGACCUGGCCCGAAACGACAUAAACCGCGUCGCAGACCCCUACACGGUCCGCGUCGACCGCCUCAUGGUCGUCGAGAAGUUUAGCCACGUCCAGCACCUCGUCUCCCAGGUCUCGGGCGUCCUGAGGCCCGGCAAGACACGCUUCGACGCCUUUCGCUCCGUCUUCCCCGCCGGCACCGUUUCGGGCGCGCCAAAGGUCCGCGCCAUGGAGCUCAUUGCCGAGCUGGAAAAGGAGAAGCGCGGCGUCUACGCCGGCGCCGUCGGAUACUUUGGCUACGGCGGCGAGGACGCAGACGGCAAUCCGGUAGAGGGAGCCAUGGACACGUGCAUUGCGCUGCGCACCAUGAUGACCAAAGAUGGCGUGGCCUACCUCCAAGCAGGCGGAGGCAUUGUCUUCGACUCGGACGAGUACGAGGAGUGGCAGGAGACCAUCAACAAACUGGGCGCCAACAUGCAGUGCAUUGCAUCGGCAGAGGAGUUCUACCACCACCACCAGCAACAGCAAGCCGCCAAGGCCAAGACGGCGCACUGA